Colletotrichum karsti is the source of this 2310-nucleotide messenger RNA. RefSeq names its product glycoside hydrolase family 74 protein. The transcript has 5 exons. Lineage: Eukaryota; Fungi; Ascomycota; Sordariomycetes; Glomerellales; Glomerellaceae. The coding region runs from base 1 to 2310 and encodes 769 amino acids. Gene Ontology annotation, biological process: xyloglucan metabolic process. Gene Ontology annotation, molecular function: protein binding. The record is from RefSeq and is a predicted model, not a curated record.
AUGAGAGGCGCCGGACUUAUCCUCGCGGCGGCGGCAUCCGUCCGCGCCGCGUGCGACUGGAAGAACGUGCACACCGGAGGCGGCGGCGGCUUCGUCCCGUCCAUCCAAUUCCACCCUACCGAGAAGGGAGUCGCCUACGCCCGAACCGAUAUUGGUGGCCUCUACCGUCUGAACGACGACGAUUCCUGGACACCGGUGACCGAUGCUAACGGCUUCGCCCACGAUGGAAACUGGAAUAGAUGGGGAAUUGACGCGUUAGCCCUAGAUCCUGCGGAUGCGAACAAGGUGUACAUCGCAGCAGGCAUGUACACCAACGAUUGGGACCCGAACAACGGCACAAUCGCGCGAAGCUCCGACAAGGGACAGACCUGGGAGACAACGGCGCUUCCCUUCAAGGUCGGCGGCAACAUGCCCGGCCGCGGAACCGGCGAGCGUCUGGCCGUCGACCCCAAGAACCCCGAGAUUCUAUACUUCGGCGCCCGUAGCGGCAACGGUCUCUGGAAGUCCACGGACGGCGGUGCGACUUUCUCCAAGGUCUCUUCUCUCGAGGCCGUCGGUACCUUCCGCCCUGGCCCUGCGACUGAUGCAUACAACGGCGACCUCCAGGGUCUGACCUUUGUCACAUUUGACGAGACUUCCGAGGUCGUCGGCGGCGCCACCUCCAGGAUCUUCGUCGGUACCGCUGACAACACCACUGCUUCGGUCUUCGUGAGCACGGAUGCCGGCGCUACCUGGGGACCUGUUGCGGACCAACCUGCCAAGUUCUUCCCUCACAAGGCCAGACUCUCGGUGGCUGAGAAGGUCAUCUAUUUCACCUACUCCGACGGAACAGGCCCGUACGACGGCACUCAGGGUGCUGUCUACAGAUACGAUCUCACAUCUGGAAAGUGGACUGACAUCACUCCCACGUCUGGCAGCGAUCUUUUCUACGGCUUCGGCGGUCUUGCUGUUGAUGCCCAAAAGCCCGGCACCAUCGUCGUUGCUACCCUGAACAGCUGGUACCCCGAUGCUCAGCUUUUCCGAUCCACUGACUCUGGCGCUACAUGGAAGAAGAUCUGGAACUGGGGUGCCGACGGCAAGGUUGCUCCUCAGUACACCAUCGGCGCAAAGAACGCUCCUUGGAUCGAAACCAACUUCCUCGACAUCGACACGAAGAAGCUCGGCUGGAUGAUUGAGUCCCUUGAAAUUGAUCCCCACGACAGCGACAGAUGGUUCUACGGCACCGGUCUCACCAUCUACGGCGGCCACGACUUGACAAACUGGGAUAAGAACCAGACCGUUACUAUCGAGAGUCUUGCCUCUGGUAUUGAGGAGAUGGCUAUCUCCAGCCUGGCCAGCGCCCCUGGUGGUUCCGAACUUCUCAUGGCCACUCUCGACAACAACGGCUUUACCUACGACUCUGUUGCCGCGCUCGAGACGGCUCCCAAGACCGCCUGGACCAACCCUUGGUGGGCUAGCAGUGUUUCCGUUGACUUUGCGGGCAACGAUGUCACCAAGGUUGCUCGUAUCGGCAAGGUCACUGGUACUCCUCAACUGGCUCUUAGCAGCGAUAGUGGUGCUACGUGGGCGGUUGUCAACGCAACUGGUACCACGGCUGCUGAUGGCACCGUUGCUUACUCUGCUGAUGGCGAUGUGAUCCUCUGGUCUACGUUGAACGAGGGCGUCCUUGCUAUCCGCAACCAAGGCAAGCCGGAGAACGUCACUCUUCCAGCCAGCAGCGUCAUUGCCAGCGACAAGAAGAACGGCACCGUCUUCUACGCCGGCUCCAAGGCGACCUUCUACGUCUCCACCGACGGUGCGGCCACCUUCACCGAGUCUGCCGCCUCUGCUCUCGGCAACUCCACUGAGAUCCGCCACAUUGCAGCUCACCCUACCCAAGCUGGUGAACUCUGGGUUUCCACCGAUGCCGGUAUCUUUCACAGCACUUCUUACGGACAGACCUUCACUCCUCUUGCCUCCAGCCCCGCCAACGCCCACGCCAUCUCUGUCGGCAAAGGUGACGGCACCACCUGGAACUUGUACGUCUUCGGUAACGGCGCCGAGGGCAAGAAGCUGUACGGCAGCGCGGAUGCUGGUGCUACUUGGACAGAUAUCCAGGGCUCGUACAGCUUCGGUGCUAUUGACGGCGCUGCUCUGGUUGGGUCUGCCAACGAGGCCGGCGUUGUGUAUGUUGGUACCAACGGCCGUGGUGUCAUGUACAGCUCGUGCCCGAUUUCCAACUCUACCGCUCCUGCUGCGUCUCCUGCGAGAAGGCAUCUGCGUGGCCGCCCGAUGAGGCUUGGAAGGGCUCCUCACAGGCACAUGCAUUGA